GUAAAUUUGUAGAUUUUUUUUUAUAAUAUUUUAGAUAUAACAUAAUUUCAAAUGGAAAUUAAUACCACAUCAUUGUUGCCGUACGUGCUAGAUCUGCUAAGUCGCCAGCCAGAUCUAUGCACCACAGUAGAUGCGUUGUGUGCAAAGAUAAAGGACGUGGUCAUGGACGAUGUCAUCAGUCCAUUUGGCACUCUGAAGCGGGCAGUGGAGUUCUCCGUCGAGCUGGGCUCCAAUCUAGGCCUACUCCUGUUGAGCGACAAACGCAUUCGCAUGCCCUUCAAUUUGCGUACCAAGAAGGACGUCGCAGCGUGCCAACAAGUCGAUGAGCAAGCGCUCGCCGAGGGACACGAACGUAGUGUGGUCAAGCGUCUAGCCAAGACAUUGAAGGACCCGCGUAAUGGGGUUCGCAAACCGAAGACCAGUGUUAAAAAGCGACGCAAAUUUAACUACAAACAGCCAGUCGCUCGUCCGAAAAACAAGAAGUGCAAACUAACGAAGAAGCAGCUCAUUCGUCAGGCCUGCAGAGCUCGCGGCAACUAUUAA
Molecule: messenger RNA, 543 nt
Organism: Drosophila navojoa
Lineage: Eukaryota; Metazoa; Arthropoda; Insecta; Diptera; Drosophilidae
Source: RefSeq, a predicted model, not a curated record